GACCACAGAGCAGAGGCAGUUCUAUGAAGACAAUGGGUACCUGCUCAUCAAGAAUCUCGUUUCUGAUGAGGACAUUGAGCGCUUCAGGAAGGAGUUCACGAGGAUCUGUAAAAGAGAGGUGAAGCCACCAGGAAUUAUGAUUAUGAAAGAUGAGUCCCUGAAGUCCCAGUUUGGUCAGUCUGAAAAAGUGGUUAAUAAGGUGCAGGACUUCCAGGAAGAUGAAGAGCUGUUCAGAUACUGCACUCUGCCAGAGGUCCUCAAAUAUGUUGAGUGCUUCACAGGGCCAAACAUCAUGGCAAUGCACACCAUGCUGAUAAAUAAACUUCCAGAUUCUGACAAACAGACUUUUCUGCACCCCAUGCAUCAGGACCUGCACUAUUUCCCGUUCCGGCCUGCGUCCCGCAUCGUGUGCGCCUGGACCGCCAUGGAGAGGGCUCACCAGGACAACGGCUGCCUGGUCGUGCAGCCAGGGACACACAAGACAACCCUGAAGCCUCAUGGUUAUCCAGAGAGUAAAACCAACAAACUUUUCCAUGGACUGCUUGAUGAAGAUGAGAAGAUUCCCAAGGUUCACCUUGUCAUGGAGAAGGGAGACACAGUGUUCUUCCAUCCCCUGCUCAUUCAUGGCUCUGGGAUAAACAGGACAUCAGGGUUCCGAAAGAGCAUCAGCUGCCACUUUGCCAGCUCAGAGUGCCACUACAUCGAUGUCAAGAACACGACUCAGGAAGACCUGGAGAAGGAGAUGCAGGAAAUGGUUUGCAAGAAAUACGAUGCGACUUCUGUGGAGCUCAAGGAUGUUUUUUAGCCAGAGUUGAAGUUU
Messenger RNA from Cyanistes caeruleus (blue tit), 820 nucleotides. Lineage: Eukaryota; Metazoa; Chordata; Aves; Passeriformes; Paridae. The record is from RefSeq and is a predicted model, not a curated record.